GGAUAAGUUGUCGCUAAACGCCGAACGUGAGGCACGUUUUAUUAAGUUAGAAAACUAAACCAAAUAACUCUCAUGAUAAAUAGUUAAAAUUCGUUUAAAAUGUUGUAUAAAAGUGUAGUGUGUUUUUUUGUUUUUGCCAAUGUUCUUGCCAAUGAACCAAUAUUAGAGAUCCCUAACCUAGACCACAUAUUUAACAAUCUGUCAAAGAAUGAGUGGGACGCUGAUGAGGUGCCCUGCCGUGACAAAAUAUUUAACAUUCUGGAAAAUGUUAAGAACUCUACGUUAUGGGCCACAUGGGUAUGGAACUCCAUCGACCAGUCGCCCACGGGCAUCUUCUUCGGCGCCCGCUACCACUUGGGGAGCUACGACCAGUGCCUGCGCCCGCCCUGGCUCGCGAAACACCCGGAAUUACGCACUCAAUACUGUUUAGCGGAAAUAGAGAUGAAUAAAGAUGGCGUCAAGACAAUGGAAGAAGUUUCCGAUCCUUAUGUUAGAGCAGAGGACUAUUACCUCGAUACUAAAACACACUUCGGUCGUAGUUUCUCAUACAUAGCACACGGGGUCUGCCUUCCCGCGGGCUGUCCGAGCAAGUCCGCGGAGAAGUUUGUGCAGGCGCUAAUGAGCACGGGGUACUUGCGCGCGGCCCGGGGCGCGGCCGUCUCUGUACACCACUGUGAGGAAGCAGCGGCCCCGAGGGAAUAUUCUACGGGAUAUUACGUGUUUGUGUACACUUUCGCAACACUGUUGUUCAUAGCUGUAACUUCAACGUACUAUGUUAGCGAGUACACAGUCACCGCUAGUUCUAACUCAUUUGUUAAUCACGUUGCAAAAUCGUUCUGUCUCCGCCGCAACUGGAAUACAGUGUUCAAAUCAGACAAGGAUGAACUACCAUGCUUGCACGGUAUCCGCCUCCUGACGGCGAUCAUUAUCGCAUUCUCCCACUGCAUAAUAAUGUCUCACGGGUCUUCUGUUAGCAAUGGCAUAGACCUUGACAGGAUGGGUACGGAUAAACCAGCAGUGGCGGUUGUAACGACUCAUUUUGAUGUAUUCGUGGACACAUUCUUCUCAUUGUCUGGACUUUUAGUGGGAAAAAGCCUUGCUACGUUGGAUAUAACCAGACCAUACAGUUUAAUGAAGAAUAUUAUGAAACGAUAUAUAAGACUUGUCGUCCUUUUAGCCGUGACCGUGUUCUACUUGGCCCAUAUCUCAAAACAUACUGAUGACGGCCCUGUCUACCCCAAGAUAGCCUUCUACGAGCAACAGAUGUGCGAGAAGAACUGGUUGCCGGCAUUACUAAUGGUCGGGAAUUAUUACAACGCAUUAGAAAUGUGCCACCCAGCCACUUGGUACAUCCCCUGCGACUUCCAUAUGUACGUAAUGUCACUGGUCCUGCUGUACGUGUACCGCAAAAACUCACGGAUCGGCACAGCAGCUGCCGCCAUAGUGCUGGUGAUCAGUUUCAUAAUGCCCGUGAUCACAAUAUAUGUCUAUGACUUACCAGCAAUUAUAGCUUAUAAUACUGGGUUGGAGAUCAACAUUAGACCUAACUCCACCUUUAGGAACUUCUACAUCAAAACACACAACAGGAUGGGCCCUUACGCAAUUGGUCUGGCUGCCGGCUAUCUCAUGUCUAUCUACAAGCCCAAAGAUUACAGGAGAGUCUGGUCUAAAACAGUGUCGUUCCUAGGUACUUUCGUCUCCUUGAACCUAAUGCUCGUCGUACUGGCGGCGGGUCAUCUGUGCUUCGUAUACGGAGUCCACGGAUGGCUGGCCUGCAUCUUCGCGGCUUUCGAAAGAAAUCUCUUUGCCGUAGCUGUUUUAGGUGUCGUCAUCUUUUGCACUUACGGCCAAGUUCCCCUCAUCAACCCAUUCCUCAGCUGGUCCGUGUUCGCGCCGCUCAGCAGGCUCUCGUACGGCUUAUAUGUCAUACACAUUGUGUUUUUGUAUCAAUUCUCUUCCAUGAGAGAUCAUAACACACAUCACCUAUUUCAAGGUCUGAUAUUCUCUCUUGGGUUGGUGGUCGUGUCGCUGCUGCUGAGUCUGAUGGUUUGGCUGCUGGCUGAGGCUCCUCUAGUCAACAUCACGAACCCAUACCUCAACACUAAAGGCUCUGUCAAGGAGAAAAUUGAAAUAUCCAGGAACGGUGCUCAUCAAAACGACACAAGUAAACAAAAAAGCUUGUGAUUGAUUCAGCUUCAUUGCUCUAUUCUUUUUAUUAGUGUCAGUUUUCUUUUCGUCCUUUU
Messenger RNA from Cydia fagiglandana, 2243 nucleotides. Its product is annotated as nose resistant to fluoxetine protein 6-like. The record is from RefSeq and is a predicted model, not a curated record. The coding region runs from base 100 to 2184 and encodes 694 amino acids. Gene Ontology annotation, molecular function: acyltransferase activity, transferring groups other than amino-acyl groups. NCBI's taxonomy places the organism in Eukaryota, Metazoa, Arthropoda, Insecta, Lepidoptera, Tortricidae. The transcript has 14 exons.